AUGUUACACACUGUCGAAUAUACUUCUGAGCAAACCCAAAGUGGCGAACAAUUGGUUGUGAGUGGGGGUCCUCAAUUCCCAGAGAAGAUAGAGACGAACAGGAAUAUGCUAAGACUCUACCUGCACCCUAUCUGCCCAUUUGCAGAAAGAUCAAGACUAGCAUUUGCUGCAAAGGAAAUCCAAUACCAAACUAUCUUUGUUGAUAUGAGUAUUAAGCCAGAGUGGUUCGUCAAGGAAGGAGGAGUAGUGCCUGUUCUAGAGUCCACAGAUGGUGACUUUGUCUCUGAAAGCGAUGUAGUUGUCCAAUUUGCACUCGAUCAUUCAGACGAAGGCGCUCAGUUACUUCCACAAAGCCCUUUCGAAGCUGCUAAAAUCAGGAGAUAUAUCAAGAAAAGAGAUGAAGGAUUCAUCUUUGCCAGCUUUAAAGCUACUAUCUGGGGGAAACAAGAGGACAUUGAUACUCUUGGAAAGAGACUCCAAGAAUUAGAAGAAGAUCUCUCUCAAAACACUGAAGGAAACUCAUACUUGCUGAAUCAGAAUGAGAUUGGUCUUGCUGAUAUCAUUUUAUCUCCAGUUUUAGUCAGAUUCUAUUUCGCCCUUCAUGGUAGUUUCGACACUUUGAAAGAUUUCAGCCUCGAGACUUAUCCAAAUAUUGUCAAGUAUGUUGAGAACAUUCUCGAACAUCCAGCUUUGAAGGAUUCGUACGUCACAAAGUGGCAAUAUGUCAAUCAGAUCAAAAACAAACAGGCUGAUAAUUCGAUAAAUCUUGCCUAUCCUAUCGAUGUGACUCCGCUUGAUUUGUCUCAGUCUAAACAAGACAUCAUCAUUCCUAAUGGACUUACUGCAAAGCCCCUUCGUAAUUCAAAUUACGUUCGUCUCUAUGGCCAUCCUAUGUGUCCCUUCGUACAAAGAACUCUUCUGACCCUUUCAGCUAAAGAAGUAGAGUUCCAGUUUGUCGGGAUUGAUCUUACUACCAAAAAUAGGUGGCAUUAUGAUAUCAACAAGGGUCUGGUCCCAAUGCUGGAACAUCCUGACGGUACUCUGAUCCAUGACUCCUUAGACAUCUGUGACUGGAUUGAAGAGAAAUACCCUGGCCAAGGUAUCCAGCUCUAUCCUGAUGGAGAGACUUCUAAGCCAUCGGCUAAAGAAACCAUCCAACUGUGGUUCCAAAAAGUGGUUCCUUUUAUUUUAGUGUAUGCUAAUCAAGAAGCCAGAAAUAAAGGACCAGCGGUAAUUUUGGAAGCUCUUGAAUGGGCCGAACAGAAUUUCCCCGAUGACGAAUCAAAACCCUUCAUCCAAGGGACCACUCGUGAAACAAUGGUAGACCUGAUGAUCCUGCCAUUCUUCAGAGACCUGUUCGCUCUGGAGCACACUGCUCUGAAAGAAGACUUCUUCGACAAGAUAGACUUUUCUGCUUUCCCAAAGGUGACUAAUUGGUACAAGUCUCUGUAUUCAAAGUACACAGAGCAAUUGGGGGACGACCGGGCCUUCACCAGCUAUUUCCAGAAAACUAUCGAAGCCAAUGGCCCAAAGGUACAACUGUUUUACCCACUAUUCUAA
This is a messenger RNA of Moneuplotes crassus, 1560 nucleotides long. The record is from the annotation of a GenBank genome assembly. NCBI's taxonomy places the organism in Eukaryota, Ciliophora, Spirotrichea, Euplotida, Euplotidae.